GGGAAAGGGAUCAUACAAGCUCUGGGUGUCAACACCAUCCAAACCCAUUGCAGACAUGUGCUGCAUUCUCCAGCCUAGCAGGCACAAAGAUGUACAAGAAUAUUCCUAACAAUGCGUAUUUCUGUGUGUUUUUCAGGAGCAGGAAUUUCCAAAACUUCUAAGCUUCGGCUGGUGGGCGGUAGGGAUAACUGUACCGGGAGAGUCGAGGUGUUUUAUAACCAUGAGUGGGGAACGGUCUGUGAUGAUAACUGGGAUAUGAAUGAUGCCAUGGUGGUGUGUCGGCAGCUGGGCUGUGGGAUGGCAGUUUCAGCCCCAGGUUCGGCUCAUUUUGGAUGGGGAUCCUACCGUAUCUGGCUGGAUGAUGUGAACUGCAAUGGAACAGAAACUGACCUCUCUGAAUGCAAAACAAAAUCUUGGGGCGUCCACAAUUGCCACCAUGGAGAAGACGCCGGUGUGGUGUGCCUAGAAAAAACGAGCUCAACUGAUCUGCGACUAGUGAGUGGCCCAAAUCGCUGUGCCGGGAGAGUGGAAGUCCUUCACAAGGAGCAGUGGGGAACGGUGUGUGAUGACACAUGGGACUUGCAUGAUGCCACGGUGGUGUGCCAGCAGCUGGGCUGUGGGAGGGCCCAGUCAGCCCCCACCGGGGCUCACUUUGGCCAAGGCUCAGGGCCCAUCUGGCUGGAUGACGUGAGCUGCAUCGGGACAGAAGAUGCCCUUUCCCAGUGCAGAUCCCGCCCGUGGGGUCAAAAUAACUGCAACCAUGGAGAAGAUGCCAGUGUGGUGUGCUCAGGAAUUUCCAAAACUUCUAAGCUUCGGCUGGUGGGCGGUAGGGAUAACUGUACCGGGAGAGUCGAGGUGUUUUAUAACCAUGAGUGGGGAACGGUCUGUGAUGAUAACUGGGAUAUGAAUGAUGCCAUGGUGGUGUGUCGGCAGCUGGGCUGUGGGAUGGCAGUUUCAGCCCCAGGUUCGGCUCAUUUUGGAUGGGGAUCCUACCGUAUCUGGCUGGAUGAUGUGAACUGCAAUGGAACAGAAACUGACCUCUCUGAAUGCAAAACAAAAUCUUGGGGCGUCCACAAUUGCCACCAUGGAGAAGACGCCGGUGUGGUGUGCCUAGAAAAAACGAGCUCAACUGAUCUGCGACUAGUGAGUGGCCCAAAUCGCUGUGCCGGGAGAGUGGAAGUCCUUCACAAGGAGCAGUGGGGAACGGUGUGUGAUGACACAUGGGACUUGCAUGAUGCCACGGUGGUGUGCCAGCAGCUGGGCUGCGGGAGGGCCCAGUCAGCCCCCACCGGGGCUCACUUUGGCCAAGGCUCAGGGCCCAUCUGGUUGGAUGACGUGAGCUGCGUCGGGACAGAAGAUGCCCUUUCCCAGUGCAGGUCCCGCCCAUGGGGUCAAAAUAACUGCAACCAUGGAGAAGAUGCCAGUGUGGUGUGCUCAGGUAACCCACAUGCAGGAGACCUGCGGCUGGUGAAUGGCCCACAUCGCUGCUCCGGGAGAGUGGAGGUGCUUCAUGACCACACGUGGGGCACCGUGUGCGAUGACAGCUGGGAUCUCAACGAUGCCACCGUGGUGUGCCGGCAGCUUGGCUGUGGAGCAGUGAUCUCAGCGCCCGGCCAGGCUUACUUCGGCCGAGGACAAGACCCUAUUUGGCUGGAUAGAGUGGCCUGCAUAGGGACAGAAAGUUCCCUCUCGGAAUGCUGGGCAAAGCCAUGGGGCCUGCAUAGUUGCUCUCAUUCAGAAGAUGCCAGCGUGGUGUGCUCAGACAUGACAAAUAUGACCACCGUCCGGCUGAUGAAUGGCCCGCAUCACUGUGCUGGGCGAGUAGAGGUGUUUCACAACCAGCAGUGGGGAACCGUGUGUGACGACGGCUGGGACUUGAAUGAUGCCACCGUGGUUUGCAGGCAGUUGGGCUGCGGGACGGCACUGUCAGCCUCAAAACAGGCUCUCUUUGGACAAGGGUCUGACCCCAUCUGGCUGGACAGAGUCAGUUGCACCGGGACGGAGAAUGCCCUCACGGAGUGCAAAGCCACACGCUGGGGCAUCAGGAGCUGCAAUCAUCAAGAAGAUGCUGGUGUUGUGUGCUCAGGUGAUGCUCACCCAAACGCUGCGGUGCAGGCGCAGGUCCGUCUGGUGAACGGCCCGAACCGCUGUGCCGGGAGAGUGGAGGUGCUUCACAACGGGCAGUGGGGAACGGUGUGCGACGACGGCUGGAAACUCAAUAGCGCCAUGGUGGUGUGCAGGCAGCUGGGCUGCGGGAGGGCUGACUCGGCCUUCACCGGCGCUCACUUUGGCCAAGGCUCAGGGCCCAUCUGGUUGGAUGACGUGACCUGCGUCGGGACGGAAGAUGCCCUUUCCCAGUGCAGAUCCCGCCCGUGGGGUCAAAAUAACUGCAACCAUGGAGAAGACGCCGGUGUGGUGUGCUCAGGUAACCCAGAACCAAUUCCAAUCCGCCUGGUGAAGGGCCCGCACCGCUGCGCUGGGCGAGUGGAGGUGCUUCACGACGACCAGUGGGGGACCGUGUGUGACGACAGCUGGGAUUUAAGGAACGCCAAGGUGGUGUGCCGGCAGCUGGGCUGCGGGACGGCUGUAUCGACACCCGCUGAGGCUCACUUUGGAAGAGGGUCUGACCCCAUCUGGCUGGAUGGGGUGGAGUGCACGGGCACCGAGGCCACUCUCUCCGAGUGCCACCUCAACACCUGGGGUGUCCACGACUGCAGCCAUGAGGAAGACGCCGGAGUUGUGUGCUUAGGUAAUGGUGGGAAUGCUGACCUGCGCGUGCAGGACGGCCCCGGCCGCUGCGCGGGGCGCGUGGAGGUGCUGCACAACGCGACGUGGCUCGGCGUGUGCGACAGCGGCUGGACCCUGCUGGAAGCAGACGUGGCCUGCAAGCAGCUGGGCUGCGGCCCCGCUCGCUCCGCGCCCGGCGGGGCUCAUUUUGGCCAGCCGCAAGGCCUGGCGCUGCUGGAAGGGCUGAGGUGCACGGGCACCGAGUCGCUGCUCUUGGAGUGCCAGCAGAGCAAGGCGGGCCCGGCGCCCUGCAGACACGGCGCCGCGGCCGGCGUGGUGUGCGCCGACCCCAAAGACUCUCCCAAGUCCUGCUCCGUGCUCAUUGCGCUGCUCGUCCUCACCAUGAUGCUCUCCGGGGUGCUGCUGUGGCUGGUGCUGAGGAGACGAUGCGUUAGAAGAGCAGCCCAAGACUCAGAUUACGGACGGAUGACAGAGCUGAGCAGCUCGGCACGGCCCUUCCAUUCCAUGGGAGCCAUCUACCUCUCCGCGAAGGCCGAGGACCCCAGCAGCGAGACGGCCCAGCUCGUCAAGGAAGACGCUGCCCUUUGA
This is a messenger RNA of Tinamus guttatus (white-throated tinamou), 3336 nucleotides long. The record is from RefSeq and is a predicted model, not a curated record. NCBI's taxonomy places the organism in Eukaryota, Metazoa, Chordata, Aves, Tinamiformes, Tinamidae.